Messenger RNA from Phycomyces blakesleeanus NRRL 1555(-), 1565 nucleotides. RefSeq lists its product as hypothetical. The transcript is spliced from 6 exons. Gene Ontology annotation, biological process: formation of translation preinitiation complex; positive regulation of translational fidelity. The record is from RefSeq and is a predicted model, not a curated record. Gene Ontology annotation, molecular function: GTP binding; tRNA binding; GTPase activity. NCBI's taxonomy places the organism in Eukaryota, Fungi, Mucoromycota, Mucoromycetes, Mucorales, Phycomycetaceae. Gene Ontology annotation, cellular component: eukaryotic translation initiation factor 2 complex; cytosol. Bases 128 to 1507 code for a protein of 459 amino acids.
CAGAAGCAGUAGAGACGAUAAAAUAAUACUAAAAAAAGCUGAAGGUGUACACAGCUUAGUAUAAUUAUAAUUAUAUUUAUAUUCAACAACAUUAAAUACAUUCUAGAACAUAUUUUUUUUAAAAACCAUGAGUGGAUCAGAAAUUGCCGCCGAAAAUGUCAAAAUCGACACCUCAAAACUCACCCCAUUAUCACCUGAAGUAAUUUCCAAGCAAGCCACAAUCAACAUUGGUACCAUUGGUCAUGUAGCCCACGGUAAAUCUACUGUUGUCAAGGCCAUUUCUGGUGUUCAGACCGUUCGUUUCAAGAAUGAGAUGGAAAGAAAUAUUACCAUUAAGCUUGGUUACGCAAACGCAAAGAUCUACAAAUGUGAGAACGAAGCAUGCCCUCGCCCUGGAUGUUACAAAUCAUAUGGCUCCUCCAAGGAGGAUCAUCCUAUGUGUGAACGUGUUGGUUGCGGUAGUAAGAUGAAGUUGGUCAGACACGUUUCAUUUGUCGAUUGCCCAGGUCACGACAUUCUCAUGACUACCAUGUUGUCCGGUGCCGCUGUCAUGGACGCAGCACUUUUGUUGAUUGCCGGAAACGAAUCUUGCCCUCAACCCCAGACCUCAGAGCAUUUGGCUGCUAUUGAGAUCAUGAAGUUAAAGCAUGUCAUUAUCUUGCAGAACAAGGUUGAUCUUGUCAAGGAAAAGGCUGCACAGGAACAGCAUGAAGAUAUUCUUGCAUUCGUUAAGGGUACCGUUGCUGACGGCGCACCAAUUAUCCCCAUCUCUGCUCAGCUCAAGUAUAACAUUGACGCCAUCAACGAAUAUAUUACCAAGAAGAUUCCCGUACCUGUCCGUGACUUCACUGCUGUUCCCCGUCUUAUUGUCAUUCGUUCUUUCGAUAUUAACAAGCCAGGUGCUGAUGUUAACCAUCUCCAGGGUGGUGUUGCAGGUGGAUCAAUUUUAAAGGGUGUUUUGAAGAUUGGAGAUGAGAUUGAGGUGCGCCCUGGCGUAAUUAUCAAGGAUCAAGAAGGCAAGAUCAGAGCAAGACCUAUUCUUUCCAAGAUCUUGACUCUUGCUGCAGAAACAAACAAGCUCGAAUUUGCCGUUCCCGGUGGUUUGAUCGGUGUUGGUACCCAGAUGGAUCCCACACUCUGCCGUGGUGAUCGUCUUGUCGGUCAAGUUCUUGGUUUCCCCGGAACUCUUCCUUCAAUUUACACUGAGCUUGAGAUCUCUUACUUCUUGUUGCGCCGUCUUUUGGGUGUAAAGACUGAUGACAAGAAGCAGGCCAAGGUUGCCAAGCUCACCAAGGGUGAAUUGCUCCUGGUUAACAUUGGUUCAGUCUCCACCGGUGGCCGUGUUGUUGGUGUUAAGGCUGAUCUUGCCAAGAUUGUCUUGACCGGUCCCACAUGUACUGAGGUUGGUGACAAGGUCGCAAUUUCCAGAAAGAUCGAGAGACACUGGCGUCUUAUCGGUUGGGGUAAGAUCAAGCGUGGUACUGUCUUGGAGGCCGAGGCAAAUUAAAUAUAAAAUAUUUUUUAUAAUUAAUAAAAGCAACUUUCAUUUUGGUUUUUUUUUUCUC